AUGUCUCCAUACACCAUCGAGCCGCCCUGGACGCGUCGCCCUCAGCCCUGGCCACCUAUCGUUCAGGUGGGACUGGAACACUUUGAGCUGCUGAGAGCGAAGAAUAUUUACGAUAUAGACAACUUGUUAAACAAGGAAAUAUUCGUCGAAGAUUUUGAAGACCCACCAGUGUUCACUGGGGACUUAACCACGCUGAAACUGAUCCUGGAAGAAGAUAAAGUACACCUCAAUAAAAUGCGUGCAGGCAAUUUGUCCGAAUACCACAGCAUCUUAUACAGCGAGCAUCUUUGCACAAAAUUUAUCCAUACGGAUUACUCCAUACUAACGACCAAAACGAGAGAAUUUGCUUAUGAAAUAAACACAAGAUAUCUUAAAGGGUUUCCAGCCUGCCUUGCCUACUACUUGGCUAGCUCAGAUCUAGCUAAGUACGACGAAUAUUUAGUGGUACCAUUGACGAAUGCCGUGAACAAAGCAUUGAAAAAAGUAAAUGAAAUUGAUAGCCUUAUUCUAUACGACAACAAUAACUUUGGCAACUCCAUUGGAGUACUGAUGGACGCGGUGCAAAGAUCCGAGGACUUUAUUAGAUAUAAAGGCAACAGUUACAUCAACAAACUGGCCCACAACCUUUCGAUUUCAGUCAACCUUCAGCUUCAAGAAUAUAUCGAAAGAGUUAUCUCGGAAGUGAACAACAACGUUGGACAUUGUCAGCCCCUCGCGUACAUUUACAGUCAAAGCGCUUACUUAAUUUGUGAACGCCUAGUGGAUCCAAUAAACGCAUUUGCUAUGGCCACCCUUCUUUGCUGCAUGUUUCUCCUGCCUGUAUUGCCGGUAGCCCAUCGUCUGAUGUGCAUGUACCUCAAAAUCUGUCCCUCUCCGAUUGUCACUCAACUAGCAGCAGCUGCAGCAGCAGCAGAAGCUGCAGAAUCAGCAAAAUGUCCAGUAUGCACAGGGCCGCCGGUCUGGCUAGGGCCGGCGACUAGUUGGCCACAAGAUCAUCGGGGCACGUCUGGGCUCCCAGCUUCAGAGGAGUUGAGCACCAUCCGUAGCGAACAGCAAACGUAAGAAAGAGUAGGUGAACGAAAUGAGAGAUCGGUUUAAAUGAGUUUCAUGUUGUGGUGUUUGAAUAUAAAAUGUCUUUAAAGAAUAUUUUUUAAGAAGUGACUCAGACACUUGCUUCCAGACUACUGAUGCCUCGUUUAAAAAUAUGUUCAUUGGGCCGACCACUUUGCGAGGCAAGAGCCGCUUUAUACAGCAAAUACUGUUAAUUAAAAGUGCCAUUUCGUGAUAUCCGGACUCAUUUAAAUAAUUCAACAUAUUAAUUCCAGAAUAAGUCACUACAGUGAUUCCUGAAAUUGAUUAAGUUUUAGGUUUCGUGUGUCAGCGGCUAUCCGCGAUAUGUUUAAAAUCCAAAUGAAUUGGUUUCAAUGCAACCACUAAGUCCCGAAACCUUUUUUAUUUGCACAAAAAUUCCAAACACACCUUUUUUCACACAUCGUAUACACUUAAGGUUUUUUAAUCUUUAAAACCUUUAUUUUAGACCAAUUCAAUAAAAGGGAGUACUUAAAAGUA
This is a messenger RNA of Drosophila miranda, 1569 nucleotides long. RefSeq names its product prominin-like protein. The record is from RefSeq and is a predicted model, not a curated record. The transcript has 3 exons. Gene Ontology annotation, cellular component: membrane. Bases 1 to 1062 code for a protein of 353 amino acids. NCBI's taxonomy places the organism in Eukaryota, Metazoa, Arthropoda, Insecta, Diptera, Drosophilidae.